AUAACAGCCGCUGCAACUUAACCUUAAAUGUUUUCAGUAAUCGAGAAUCUUCUGUCAAUAAACGUAAUCUAGGGUGUAAACAUAUUUUGUUGUGAUUUUGCUGUAUCAUUCUGAUAAUUGUAGAUGACAGUGACUGCUAAAUAAAAUGGGUGAAAUAAAGAUCGAGUUUGCAGUGCAAAUGUCCGGGCCGGGAUGCGCCCAAAGAGUAUCGAAAAGUUUAGAGGGUGUGGGGAACGUACGAAUAGACCCUGACCUUGGCCGAGUGAUUGUUAAUACUAAAGUACCAUGGUGCGAGGUUCAGGACCGCAUCGAAAAGACUGGUCGCAGGGCCGUGCUGUCUGGAUUUGGAGGGCAAUCAGCGGUUGCUAUGAUUGGAGAUGGACAUCAAAGCAUCAAGGGUGUUGUGCGGUUCUCAGCUAUUGAUAAUCAAAGCGAUGGUUGCGUAGUCGACGGAGUUGUGGACGGACUCAGUCCUGGACUUCAUGGUAUACAUGUCCACGAAUGUGGGGAUCUUUCGGAGGGUUGCGAAUCGGUUGGGGAACACUAUAAUCCUCGCAGUUCGCCACAUGGUGGUCCCAAUGAUCCACCUGAUUCACGACACGCAGGCGAUUUAGGAAACAUUCGGGCUGGAAAUGACGGACGGGCGACAUUCAGAUUUAUAGAUCCUAUUCUUAAUGUUAGUGAAAUAAUUGGAAGAUCAGUUGUGUUAACAGAAAACGCUGAUGAUUUGGGCAAAGGUGGGCAUGAGAAAUCACCAGUCGAUGGAAAUUCCGGAAGAAGACUUGCAUGCGGAAUUAUUGCCCGUUCAGCUGGAAUUCUACAAAACUAUAAGAAAAUUUGCGCUUGUGACGGAGUUACUAUCUGGGAUGAAAGGGACAAACCCUUAGCUGGUGGAAAUCGGUCAGUGAAGACACCAUCUAAUCAGAACGGUAAAUUAUAAUGUGAAAGGUGUAGAUAUUUUUAAUAUCCAUGCGCAUGGUUGUCGGUGGUUUAUAAUAUAAUAAAUAGAAUAUACAAAGUAAAA
Messenger RNA from Hermetia illucens (black soldier fly), 1024 nucleotides. RefSeq names its product copper chaperone for superoxide dismutase (gene Ccs). Lineage: Eukaryota; Metazoa; Arthropoda; Insecta; Diptera; Stratiomyidae. The transcript is spliced from 4 exons. The record is from RefSeq and is a predicted model, not a curated record. The coding region runs from base 146 to 940 and encodes 264 amino acids. Gene Ontology annotation, biological process: removal of superoxide radicals. Gene Ontology annotation, molecular function: copper ion binding.